Messenger RNA from Trematomus bernacchii (emerald rockcod), 2349 nucleotides. RefSeq names its product probable histone deacetylase 1-B. The record is from RefSeq and is a predicted model, not a curated record. Gene Ontology annotation, molecular function: histone deacetylase activity. NCBI's taxonomy places the organism in Eukaryota, Metazoa, Chordata, Actinopteri, Perciformes, Nototheniidae.
CAACCUCGGGGGUGCUUGCUUGUAACACCGGCGCCUCCCACCCGGACGGGUGCUCGCCUCUGAUUGGUGGACGGAGCUCCGCGCUAGUUGCCUUCUGGUGAGGAGAGAGAGAGGAACCGGUGGGAGUGUGUGCUAAUUGGUGUAAAAUGGCGCUGUCUCAAGGAACAAAGAAAAAAGUUUGCUAUUACUAUGACGGGGAUGUGGGGAACUACUACUACGGGCAGGGCCAUCCCAUGAAACCCCACAGGAUCCGCAUGACACACAACCUGCUGCUCAACUAUGGACUGUACAGGAAGAUGGAGAUCUAUAGGCCACACAAAGCCAGUGGCGAGGAGAUGACCAAAUACCACAGUGACGACUACAUUAAGUUCCUGAGGUCCAUCCGGCCAGACAACAUGUCUGAGUACAGCAAGCAGAUGCAGAGAUUCAAUGUCGGAGAGGACUGUCCGGUGUUCGAUGGCCUGUUUGAGUUCUGCCAGCUCUCGGCGGGUGGAUCUGUCGCUGGAGCGUUGAAGCUGAACAAGCAGCAGACGGACAUCGCCAUCAACUGGGCGGGAGGUCUCCAUCACGCCAAGAAGUCUGAGGCGUCUGGUUUCUGCUACGUCAACGACAUCGUGCUGGCCAUCCUCGAGCUGCUCAAGUACCACCAGAGGGUGUUGUAUAUAGACAUCGACAUCCAUCACGGCGAUGGGGUGGAGGAGGCCUUCUACACCACAGACAGGGUCAUGACUGUCUCUUUCCACAAGUAUGGAGAGUACUUCCCCGGCACUGGAGACCUGAGGGACAUCGGAGCUGGAAAGGGAAAGUAUUACGCCGUAAACUACCCGCUCAGAGACGGUAUUGACGACGAGUCGUAUGAAGCCAUCUUCAGACCUAUCAUGGCUAAAGUGAUGGAGAUGUACCAGCCGAGUGCUGUUGUUCUGCAGUGUGGAGCGGACUCUCUCUCUGGAGACAGGCUGGGCUGCUUCAACCUCACCAUCAAAGGCCACGCCAAAUGUGUGGAGUACAUCAAGAGUUUCAACCUCCCCCUGCUGAUGCUGGGGGGGGGGGGCUACACCAUCCGUAACGUGGCGCGCUGCUGGACGUUCGAGACGGCCACCGCCCUCGACUGCUCCAUCCCCAACGAGCUGCCCUACAACGACUACUUUGAGUACUUCGGGCCGGACUUCAAGCUGCACAUCAGCCCGUCCAACAUGACCAACCAGAACACCACGGAGUACCUGGAGAAGAUCAAGCAGCGGCUGUUUGAGAACCUGCGCAUGCUGCCCCACGCCCCCGGGGUCCAGAUGCAGGCGAUCCCCGAGGACGCCCCUCACCCAGACAGCGGGGACGAGGAGGAGGGGGAGGACCCCGAGAAACGCGUCUCCAUCCGGGCCCACGACAAGAGGAUCGCCUGCGAGGAGGAGUUCUCCGACUCUGAGGACGAGGCGGAGGGGCCGGGGGGGGGCCGCAGGAACGCAGCCAAUCACAAGAAGGUGAAGCGAGUGAAGAAGGAGGAGGAGAAGGACGCAGAGGAGAAGAAAGAAGUGAAAGAGGAGGAGAAGGAGGAAGAGAAGAUGGACACCUCGGGACCAAAAGAAGAAGUGAAGACAACUUGAAGUCUGAGGAGAAGUGUUUGGUGGAAACCCAUUCCUCUGUCCUCCCGCUGCAGCGACCCCUUUUUAUAUUCCUGUUUAACUGAGUUCUGACCUGCUUUACACUGUAUCACUCACAAUUGUUUCCAAGCUCAGCUGAGUGGGCAUUGCACAACAAAACUAUUUAAGCAGGGUGUAAGCCCCACCCACCUGGAGCGUAGCAUAGUGUAAAACAAACGCCACAAUUCCUCCCUUUUCCCCGCUGUUGUGUGAAACCAGGGCUGCUUCAACGUAUUCCUGUUCCUAUCAUGGUGUUGCAGAUUUAAACUGUGGGCUGGUUCAAACACCUGCAGAGAUGUAAUGAUUCCUACAUGCAAAAAAAGGCUUUUCAGUUAUUUUUAAAUACCCAUUUUUGAUGCUGUUAGAAUAACCAGCAUUUAGUCCACCUUUCUCAAUGGAUGCAUGUUUAAAAUGAGCCUGCCUUUUAGCAUGUCCACGCCGCUCUCUUUGUCCCGACAGGCCCAAUCUCUGCUUAGUAACUUAUUUGAAAUCAUAAGAAAAAGUGAUCCCAUCUACCUAUGAAUAUCUGCUCAUGUGUUCUGUCUCCCUGUGUUGAAGUGAGAGUGGUUGUGAAGCUGGCCACAGGAUUAGUUUGCAAGCGAACGACUCGUUUUAGAUAUUUUGUACCAUCAGACAUGAGGAGGGGGGGGGCUGAGUUUUAUCCUUGUGAAAUGUGCAUUAUCAUCACUUUGUAAUAAAAAUAAUAAGAAACUGA